AUAACCUGAUUGCCGAUCGUUCUUAGAUAAAGUUCUUUUGAUAUUGAUAGAUCACCUAAACUACUCAACUUAAUUUGAUUGUCAAAAAAAAAUCGGUAACUUUAGAUAGUGUCAUCUAUGAAUUGUCACGUGAUACAGCAAAUAAAUUUCACGGGAUAGAAAAAAAUUUUUCCUUUCAAAGAUGGGUGGUACGAAGAUAAACGUUUCAAAAAAGUUCUUUAAUAAACUUUAUUUUAGGUGCGUUUCUUUCCUUAAAAUAUUCUUUGAGCAUUAUUUUGAGAAAGACUUGGGGAUAAGGGAAGUUUUAUGUAAAGCUUUACGACAAAAUUUUAACAUAACAAAACCAACACCAUGUCAACAAAAAUUAAUUCCUUCAAUUCUUUCCGGGAAUGAUGUAUUAAUUCGAGAUUUAACAGGAUCAGGAAAAACAUUCGGAAUAGUUUUAGCAUUACUUAGCAAAACACGUAUAGUACCUAAAUCAUUAUCUCAAAACACUCGUUCAUCUAUACCAAUAACAACAAAUUUAUUGGUAGUUCCAAGUAGAGAAUUAGCAUUUCAAAUAGAAUCUUGGAUUCAUUCUUUAUUUCGAGAUACAAAUUUACCUAUGAAAUCAAUAAUUCAAGUUGCAGUUAAGACUGCAAAGGAAAUUGAAGAAGAACAAUUAGUAAAUUUUAGAAAGACACCACCACUUCUACUUGUAGGUACAGCUAAAAGAUUAUUGGAACUAGUUGAAAAUCAUGGAUUAAAGUUUCACGGAUUGAAUACUUUGGCAUUGGAUGAAGUUGAUCAUUUAAUUAAAUUACCUGGAAAACAUGCAAAUUUGAAAAAAAUCAUAAAUCGAGAAAUUCAUCCAAAACCAACUGAAUUAUUAGCUAGACAUAUAUUAAGUGGAUUAAAUAAUGACAAUAAUGAAUCAUCAAGAAAUGAAAAGAUUUAUUACAGAUAUAAGCCACAAGUGAUUAUAAGUUCAGCUACGUUAAAUAGAGCACUUAGAUAUUAUUUCAAAGAUAAUCAACUAGCACCAAAUCCUAUAUUUGUUGAUAUGAGUCAAGGAAAUUAUUCUCCUCCAACAAUUACUCAUCAUUGUCUUACUAUUACAUCAAAUAAUAUUAGAAAUUUAACAACUUCAAAUUCAACAAGUGAAGAGGAAAGAAUUCAAGAUUUUGAGGAAGAUGAUGAUCGAAUGGUUGAUAGUGUUGUAGGAACCAUCGAACUUGAGAAACAAAUGAUACAAACUGGAAUUAUUUUUGUUAAUCAUAAAAUCAAUGUCCCAGAACUUGUAAAAAAAUUUAGAGAAUAUGGAAUUCCAGCAAAAGAAUUAAGUUCAUCUUAUAUUCCAACAAUUAGUGAACAAGGAUAUUCUUAUAAUUCUCUUAGCACAAUUGAGACCGAUUUAAAUGACAUUGUAACACAGUCUACAUUUUCACCUAAAACAACGAUAUAUGUGGCGCAGGAAUUCACAUCACGUGGAAUCGAUAUACCCAAUAUUUCGCAUGUAUUUAUUUUGGGAGUUCCAAGCUCGGCUGCUGAGUAUUUACAUAUGUCCGGGAGAACAGGUAGAAUGGGCGGAGAUGGUAAGGUUAUAAGCUUUAUUAAAGAUGGUCAAAAAAGGGUAAUGAUGAACUAUAUCACUUUUUUAGAUUUGAAACUUGAUAAUUAUGAGCAUGUUGAUUAAAAAAAAAAAAAAAUUCAAACAAGUAAAAAAAAUGUAAUAUAAAUAAUCUUUUAUUAAAAUUAAAAUAA
This is a messenger RNA of Rhizophagus irregularis DAOM 181602=DAOM 197198, 1743 nucleotides long. NCBI's taxonomy places the organism in Eukaryota, Fungi, Glomeromycota, Glomeromycetes, Glomerales, Glomeraceae. The record is from RefSeq and is a predicted model, not a curated record.